AUGUCUUUUUCCAGUGUUAAUCCCACCUCGCCGGAUCCGGAGAUGUCAAAAAGCGGUUCGGACCGCGAUGACUCUAACGUGGACGCCAUCCAAAUCCCUCAGUCCCGCGCAUACAAGAUCAAGCUGUGGCUGGCAAUCGCCUCUCUGAUCUUUCAGUGGGUGGCCAGCAUGGGCACAUUCCUGUGCAUCGCUCCCAUUAUCGACUUAAUCAACCAAGAUAUUGGGCCAAGAAGCUCCACCGCGUGGGUGGCAUCUGCCUACACUGUGGUCUCGGGUGUGUCGCUCAUCGUUGCUGGAACGUUGUCAGACCUGGUGGGACGGAGGUGGUUCGCCGUCGCCUCCAGUACGGCACCGAUGAUAGCAGGCAUCAUCGGUGGAACGGCCCAAAACAUGUCUGCGGUGAUUGCGAGCACCGCCAUUCUUGGGAUCAAUGGCGGUUUAGUUCUCAAUGUUUUUCCUUGCAUAUCCGAGCUGGUCCCAAAGAAGAGCAGAGGCUAUGUCUUUGGAAUCUUGAAUGCUGCGGCCAUCUUCUGGGUCAUGUGCGGCUCUCUGAUCGGACACGAAAUGGCAAUCCACAGCUCUGUGGGUUGGAGAGGACUGUUUUACAUGACGAUCGCCCUCAACGGUGCCGCCACCCUCUUCACCCUCUUGGUCUACUUUCCCGAUAAGCCCCUGGCCACUAGAAAUAUGUCCAAGAUGGAGAUUGUGAGAGACUUCGAUCGCGUUGGUCUUCUGGGUCUCAUGGUUGGACCGACCCUUUUCUUCAUGGGAAUCAUCUGGAUCAAUGACAACAGCCCUACGAGCCCAAAGUUCCUGGCGCCCUUCCUUAUUGGUAUUGUCUCGAUGAUUGCCCUGGGAUUCUACGAGGUUUAUUGGGCCAAGAAUCCCAUCCUACACCCAGUUCUUUUUCGACAGAUGCGGACUUUCACCAUGCUCAUCGUCAUGACAUUCGUUGGCGGGAUGCUUUUUUACUCCCUGAUCUCAUUCUUUCCUAUUUAUCUUUCGGCCCUCUCAAUGGCGCUGACGGACGCCAAACGGGAAUUGAUGGCAUUCCGUUUGGAGCCGGAACAAACCUCGGGGGCGCUGGCUCCGCCAUCUUGCUGCCUCUAG
Messenger RNA from Fonsecaea pedrosoi CBS 271.37, 1110 nucleotides. RefSeq lists its product as uncharacterized. Gene Ontology annotation, molecular function: transmembrane transporter activity. The record is from RefSeq and is a predicted model, not a curated record. Bases 1 to 1110 code for a protein of 369 amino acids. Lineage: Eukaryota; Fungi; Ascomycota; Eurotiomycetes; Chaetothyriales; Herpotrichiellaceae. Gene Ontology annotation, biological process: transmembrane transport. Gene Ontology annotation, cellular component: membrane. The transcript has 3 exons.